Molecule: messenger RNA, 822 nt
Organism: Scedosporium apiospermum
Lineage: Eukaryota; Fungi; Ascomycota; Sordariomycetes; Microascales; Microascaceae
Exons: 2
Coding region: 1-822 (273 amino acids)
Biological process (GO): transmembrane transport
Cellular component (GO): plasma membrane
Molecular function (GO): transmembrane transporter activity
Source: RefSeq, a predicted model, not a curated record
AUGCAAGGCGUACGAGGUUACAGCGGUUGGCGUUGGAUCUUCAUUAUCGAGGGAGCUCUCACGGUGGUCUUUGGGUUCGGGUUUUACUUCUUUCUGCCUGACUUCCCCGAAGACACCAAGUGGCUCACUGAAGAGGAGAGAAUCUACGCCUCUGCACGGCUUCAUAUCGAGCAAGGCCGCUCUAACGCAGAGCGACCUGUCAUAUUUAAGGAUAUCACCAAGACGCUGCGAGAUCACAGGGUCUUUCUCGGAGGCCUCAUGUAUUUUGCCUUGGUUGUUCCUAUCUACGGAUAUGCCUACUUCGCACCAGCUAUCAUUCAAACGUAUGGGUACGGUUCUAUUCAGACCCAGCUGCAUAGCGUCCCGCCUUGGGCAGUCUCCUUCGGCGUCUCUAUGAUUGUUGCAUUUCUAUCCGACAAAACACAACAUCGAGCUGGAUUUGCGAUUGGUUCUAUCUGCAUUUGCGUCACCGGUUUCACUAUCUUACUCGCUGGCAGCAACAGAGACCUCAAGUAUGGCGCACUUUUUCUAGCUGUCAGCGGUGCAUACACCACUGCACCCAUCUUAGCCUGUUGGUUCAACAUGAACCUUGGAGGCCACCAGAGGCGAUCUGUCGGCAGCGCAUGGCAAGUAGCCUUUGGGAAUAUUGGCAGCAUUAUAGCCGUAUAUACCUUUAGAAAAGAGGAUGCUCCGAGCCUAUACGGUAUGGCCUGCCUGCUCGAGAAUAAGAAGAGGGAUAGAAGCUCGCAGGGAGAGACCCUAACGGAGGAAGAAAAGGCAGAAUUAGGAGACAUGUCACCAGAGUAUAGAUAUCUACUUUAA